This is a messenger RNA of Erigeron canadensis, 3029 nucleotides long. Its product is annotated as pentatricopeptide repeat-containing protein At3g13880. Gene Ontology annotation, molecular function: protein binding; RNA binding; zinc ion binding. The record is from RefSeq and is a predicted model, not a curated record. The coding region runs from base 1 to 2427 and encodes 808 amino acids. The transcript has 2 exons. Gene Ontology annotation, biological process: RNA modification. Lineage: Eukaryota; Viridiplantae; Streptophyta; Magnoliopsida; Asterales; Asteraceae.
AUGUUUCGCCAACUAAAACCCUCAAAGAUUCGAUCUAUUUCAAACAUUGUUUCAUUAUCUCUCAAUCAAGAAUUUUGUUAUUCUUUAGAUAAUAUUACUUACAUAAAACUGGUCCAAUCAUCAUCACUUUCUGGGUGUUCAUUACAUGGCAAACUUGUUCAGUCACAUAUGUUUAAAACAGGCUAUAAUCCAGGCAUGUUUUUACAAAAUACCCUUUUGAAUAUGUACUUAAAAUGUAACGAUAUGGAUUCCGCUCUCCAACUGUUUGAGGAAAUGCCUGAACGAACUGUCGUUUCUUGGAACUUGUUGAUUUCUGGGUAUACGAAGCUGGGUAAGUACAUUUGUGCAAAACAAGUGUUUUGUAAAGCUAGAGUGGAGAAGGUUGGGCUUAGUAAGUUUAGUUACGCGAGUAUGUUGAGUGUGUGUGCUCAAACAGGUGAUUUGGAGUUAGGGAAGGUUAUACAUGGGUUGAUUGUUUUGAGUGGUGUAGGUGUCGAUGCUUUUUUGAGUAAUCUGCUUGUUUCUAUGUAUAGUAAGUGUGGGAGAGUUGAUCAAGCACGGGUUGUGUUUGAUACCUGUGGUGAGUUAGAUGACGUUUCUUGGAACUCGAUAAUUGCUGGUUAUGUUAAAGCUGGUUUAUAUUGUGAAAUGUUACAAGUUUUGGUUAAAAUGCAUCAAAGUGGCGUGGGAUUUAGUAGUUAUGUGUUGGGGAGUGUUCUUAACGCAUGUUGCACUAAUUUCAGGUGGUGUUUAACAUGGGGAAAGUUACUACACUCAUUGUCUAUGAAACUUGGUUGGGAUCUUGAUGUUGUUGUUGGGACUGCAUUACUUGACAUGUAUGCUAAGAUUGGGGAUUUAAAUGAUGCGAUUGCCAUUUUUGGCUUUCUUCGUGACAAGAAUGUGGUCAUGUACAAUGCAAUGAUUGCUGCAAUGCUUCAUAGGCAAAACGCCAGUGAUGAAAUCAUGAAGAAUUCAGUAAAUCUUUUUAAUGAGAUGCAAAGACAUAGACUAGGGCCUUCAGAGUUUACAUUUUCAACAAUGAUUAAAGCUUGUGUUACGUGCAAAGAUCUGGAAUAUGGAAAACAAAUUCAUGCACAUAUUUGCAAGAACAACCUUCAGUCUGAUGAGUACAUUGGAAGCACACUUGUUGAUUUGUACUCUUCAUGGAGCUCAAUGAAAGAUGCGGUUAGAUGUUUUGAUUCAACUAAUAAACAACACAUAGUGAUAUGGACAUCUAUGAUUGCGGGUCAUGCCCAAAAUGGUAAAUACGAGAGGGCGUUGGCUCUUUUCUGUGAGCUGCUUACUUCUGGAUUAAAACCAGACGAUUUCACGAUUUCAACCGUGCUUAGUGCUUGUGCAAAUUUGGGCGGUGUUCGGUCUGGGGAGCAGAUGCAGAGUUAUUCAACUAAAACGGGAAUCAUAAAGUCGAGUGUGGUAUUAAAUUCAUUGAUAUACAUGUAUGCAAAGUCGGGUGACAUCGAUUCUGCAAAUCAGACCUUUGAGGUAGCAGAUAAAUCCGAUGUAGUUUCGUGGAGUGUGAUGAUAUGUAGUACUGCACAUCAUGGAUGUGUGAAAGAAGCUUUGACCCUCUUUGACCUGAUGAUUAGCAGUGGGAUUGAACCGAAUGAUGUGACGUUUCUCGGAGUUCUUACUGCAUGUAGUCAUAGUGGGUUCGUAGAGAAAGGACUCAGAUAUUUUGAAACCAUGAAGAGGGACCACGGUAUCACACCAAGUGAAAAGCACUGCGCUUGUAUAGUAGAUCUAUUCGGGCGUGCUGGAAGACUAUCUGAUGCUGAGAUUUUCAUCACGGACUCUGGUUUUAGUCAUGCUCCUGUAAUGUGGCGAUCAUUACUAAGUUCUUGUAGGAUACACAAGAACAUGGAGAUUGGGAAACAUGCAGCCGAGAGAUUAAUUGAGAUUGAACCUCAUGCUUCUGCAUCAUACGUGCUUCUUUACAACAUCUACCAUGAUGCUGGAAUGGAAGCACAUGCUACAAAUAUAAGAGACUUAAUGACUAACCUGAGGAUCAAAAAGGAACCUGGUAUAAGUUGGAUUGAAGUAGGAAACAGAGUUCAUUCAUUUUUGGUUGGUGAUAAGUGUCACCCUCAAAGUGAAAAGGUAUAUGCCAAGUUAGAAGAUAUGUUGCGGGAAAUCAAGAAAAUAGGUUAUGUAGAUGAACGGGAUAUGAAAAAGGGGAAUAGUUCAAUAGUGAAUCACCAUAGUGAAAAGUUAGCUGUGACUCUAGGUUUGAUUGCUUUGCCUCCAUCUGCUCCUGUGAGAGUGAUGAAGAAUUUGAGAGUUUGCAAAGAUUGUCAUUCUGUAAUGAAGCUGAUCUCGAAAGUUGAAAAGCGAGAGAUAAUUCUAAGAGAUCCUAUCCGGUUUCAUCGGUUUAGAGGUGGAACUUGUUCUUGUGGGGAUUACUGGUAACAUUUCUAGCAGUUGUCCACCACUUGCAGAAUGAUUUGGGGACAUUGUGGAGUCUUAAUUUCAUGCACUUAAAAGAAAUUUUGUCUGCAGACAGACACUUAUAAGAAAUGUCGUCUCCAGACAUUGACAACCAUUAUGGAUUUUUUGUCAAGAUACCAUCGAUUCAGAGCAUUUGAGAAGUUGGAACUUGUCAGACUUAUUUAUAAAGCAGCACGAGCAUGAAACAAACCUAGUUUCAAAGGGCCGUAACUUUUUAAGUUUGAGGAGGCACGUAGACCGUGAGCAUGCCCCCAAAUGGACUUGUCGGAGUAGAUAUGAUGACAGGCUUCCCUUGACGGUUUUAGUCUCACACUCACCCAACCAUCGAGCCCAAAGUCUGUAAUUAGGACUCCGAAUUCUUUUUUAUAUGUAUAGUAAUUAUUUUAUUCAUUUGGUAAAUAGCGUGAAAUCAACCAUUCCUAUCAUAUAUGUCAUGACCAUUGUCAGGAUUUUACAGUUAAUUUUGAAUGUUUGGCUAAAUAUGCCAAAAAGAGAACAAAUCCUUGUAACACAUUGUAAGUUAGGCCGAUAUUUUUAAUCAUAUAAGUAUAUUUUUAACCAUA